Cucurbita maxima (winter squash) is the source of this 524-nucleotide messenger RNA. Its product is annotated as protein transport protein Sec61 subunit beta-like. NCBI's taxonomy places the organism in Eukaryota, Viridiplantae, Streptophyta, Magnoliopsida, Cucurbitales, Cucurbitaceae. The transcript has 2 exons. Gene Ontology annotation, cellular component: Sec61 translocon complex; endoplasmic reticulum membrane. The record is from RefSeq and is a predicted model, not a curated record. Bases 128 to 376 code for a protein of 82 amino acids. Gene Ontology annotation, biological process: intracellular protein transport.
AAAAUCUAUAAAAUAAAAAUAAGAGGAAAGAUGUUUGAAUUGGCAUUUGUUCUCUUCGUCGUCUCAAACAUUAAACCGAUCAUUUGGAGGCUCUGUCGAUCCCAACUCGAACUUGACUCAGGCAAGAAUGGCACUAGGUGGAGGAGCUCCCCAGAGAGGAAGUGCGGCAGCUACUGCCAGCAUGCGCAGGAGAAGGACGACAAGUUCAGGUACAUCUGGAGGGGCAGCUGGAACAAUGCUGCAAUUUUACACGGAUGAUGCUCCUGGCCUCAAGAUAUCCCCCAACGUUGUACUCGUCAUGAGCAUUGGUUUCAUUGCGUUUGUUGCCAUUCUCCAUGUUAUGGGAAAGCUGUACUUCGUGCGAAGAGAAGCCUAGUGGGUUUUGCCCUUGAUUAAGUAUUGAAUAUUUAAAUGCAAUGAGACAAAAGUUUAAUUUUGAUCUGAAUUCUCCUUUCAUUACUGUAAAACAAAUUUCCAUUUUUGUUACUAGUUUUUUAGCAUGAAAGAUUCUGUUCUGGUUGUGA